CAAGCACGCCGUUCGCCCACGCGCACCGCUCACGUGCAUAUGUAACCACGGUUUUUAUUUACGUUUCGUGUUUACCGACUGUUGCGAAGAAACUCAUGUUUAUUUAACGCCGGUUAUACAAAGUUCUACCGAUUUAAUAAUGUGAUAAACAGUCGACGCGUAGUGCGUAACACGGCCGAAUCCAGUCUAUUUCCGGCCCGGGCGGCGCCUAUACUCCUUAAGCGAUUUAUUUAGAUCAAAAUCAUGCGCGAGCUCAGCCGCGGCGGCUCCCUCGUCGCGAACACCAUCGCGUCCCUCCAGAAUCGAGCCGCCGCGAAUAAAAAUAAUUCGACGGGCGCGCAAACGACCGACAGGAGUUUCAGGAAGCCCCUGAGGAAGAUCCGCGAGGACAACGACGAGGACGACCUGUACAGGACAUCGGCGGCCAGCGAGCGCCCCGUGUCGACGGCGUCGGAGGCUUCCGAGCGCGACUCGGCGUCGCUGCAGUCGAGCGAGGAGCGACCCCUAAACGAGAGUGGCGAUUCGGACAGCCCCGAAGAGACGACAGUGAAGUGUACCGCGUGGACGGACCGGAAUGCGGUUCCGGCUCGAGCCGACUCCUCCGACUCCGACACUUCGAGCAGCCAAAGCGACUCCGAGGAGCGGGAGUACGAAACGGGCGGCGGGGAAGCCGAUUAUCAUACCCUGACGCCGAGCAGAGGUGCCGAUAUCGCGACGCGCUGCACCGACGACUUCCGAUGGAUGCCGACGGGAGAAAUAGUGGACGACAACAGUGAGCCGCCCCCGAUGGGUCCCCAGGUGGACGAUUACUCGGCUGCGAGCCUCGAGCGCCGGCGACGGACGUCGGGCUCGCGAAACGAAAGGGACAGAAAGAGUAGGUCGUCCCUGUCGGCGAAGCCUCCGCAGCACCCGUCGAGCGUGCGAGCCUCGCCGCGGCCUAGGCGCACCAGGAACGAUGAAUCGCCGUCCGAUUUGCAGCGGCGAUGGAACUCGUACGAACACUUCCGUUGGCCCGAGGGUGGGUGGUGGCCCCCGAUGUGCUGGUGUCACGGACCCCCGCCGAUGCCUCCGCCGUGCUACAUGCAGGACCGCACCUGGCCCUCGCACCCCUCGCUUCCCCCGAUGCCCACAAGGUCAAAUCAGAACGAUGCCGAAGACAGAGUGCGGAGGUUGGAAGCCGACAAGGAGAGCCUGCAGCUGCAGGUGCAAGUGCUGUCGGAGCAGAUCGCAGCACAGACUGAGAAGAUGGCGGAGUUGGAGCGGUCGCUACACGACACCAGGCAGCGGCUAGACGACACGGAGCAGAGGCUACAGAAGGAGAUGCUGCACCGGUCGUCGCUGGAGACGCAGAAGUUGGAGCUGCUGACGAAGCUGAGCGAGGUCCGGCUGCGUGUCGCCGAGAGGGGAGUCCUGGAGAGGUCCCCGCCGCCGGAGCCCGCGCCCACCAGACCAGCACCGCCCAGAACGCCGCCGGCGAACUACGGGCGUCAGAUCGAGCGGAACACCCACGCGUAUUCGUCGCUGCCUCGCUCCUCCAUACUGAGCUCCGCCGUGGCCGGUAAACACACGGUGGUGGGCUGCGGCAGGGGCCGCUCCGUGCCGAACCUAGCGGAGAAGGAGGAGACGGGUCGCGGCAGUCCGUCGCCGUCGCUGCGCGAGGUGCGCGCGCGGCUUGGCAGCAACAGCGUGCGGCUCGAGGGCGACGACCUCGCGCGCGGCACGCUGCGUGCGUCCGUGCGCCCGCCCCGACCCGUCACCAUGCCCUGGCAGACAACGGAUGUUCGACAGUGGGACUGCGAGACGACUUGCGGGUGGCUGGAGUCGCUCGGCCUAGAGACGUACGUUACGGCGGCGCGCGCGUGGCUUGCGCACACACAGGACAAGGGGGUCAUCGCGUCCGCUUCCUCGGCGGCGAUAGAGAAGGAGCUAGCCAUCAAACAUCCCAUGCACAAGAAGAAGAUACUACUGGCGCUAGCUGAUUUACUGGGUGGUCACGGCGACGCUUUACUGACGGCGGCGGGGCGUCUCGACGGUGCUUGGACGCUGCGGUGGCUGGAGGACGUUGGAGUGUGCGCCGCGCGCGCGCCCGCCGCCGACGCCGCGCUCGACGGCCGCACGCUGCACCGCCUCACGCACGCCGAGCUGCACGCACACCUGCGCGUCGCCACCGCCCUGCACGCGCUGUCUAUACGACGAGGUAUCCAAGUGCUGCGCGACAACAAGUUCAACCCGGACACGAUGAUCCGUCGCGCGGCAGAGGAGGCCCCGGCGCCGGUAGCGGUGGGGGAGGAGGGCGAAUGCGCCCGCGUGCCGCCCGACGAGCUCGCCCGCUGGUCCUCGCACCGCGUCAUGCAGUGGCUCAAGGAGAUCGACCUAGCUGAAUACGCGCCCAACUUGCGCGGCGCAGGCGUGCACGGUGGACUGAUGCUGCUGGAGGCGCGGUUCACGGGCGAGCUGCUGGCGGCGCUUCUCAACAUACCCGCUAACAAGACGCUGCUGCGGCGACACCUCACGCAGAGAUUUAACGACCUGCUAGGCCGCGACGUCAUACAACAGAAGCGGACGGCCGAGCAGACGCUAGGGUAUCAACCGCUCACCGCUACUACUAAAUACAAGGUGCCAAAGAGCCGGCAGUUCUCGCUGAAGCGGCGCAAGAGCCGGGACGAGUUGGAGCUGGGCGAGCUGGUGUGCCCGCUGCGGGACGACGGCUCAGGUGACUCCCCGCCCACGACGAAGACCACAUCAGUAGCGGGAGUCGUCGAGUCGGCUGCCUGUCUCCCGCGUGACACCGCGCGCACACACUAGUUCAUAUCACACAACCAUACUUAUAAAUUGUAAAUGCUAUACUAAAGGUAAGCUUCAACUCACACUGGGCAGAGUCAAAGCGUCAUGUUUUUUGCUUACAGCAUAUUCAUCUCUAUUGUUCUAUUAUUAUUUAGGUACAAACUGCUAUACAAAUUUUAUGUCGACACGCGUUGACGCGCGCAUUCGUCUUUGACGCUUCCAAAUUUUCACAAAAAUUUGUACUUAAAUAAUAUAUCAAUAGAAAGACUCUACCCCGGUGUGAGUUGACCCUAAAAGACCGCACUAAAAUGUUCUUGGCAUA
Aricia agestis (brown argus) is the source of this 3106-nucleotide messenger RNA. RefSeq names its product liprin-beta-1 (gene Liprin-beta). Gene Ontology annotation, molecular function: protein binding. Gene Ontology annotation, cellular component: presynaptic active zone. Lineage: Eukaryota; Metazoa; Arthropoda; Insecta; Lepidoptera; Lycaenidae. The coding region runs from base 244 to 2805 and encodes 853 amino acids. Gene Ontology annotation, biological process: neuromuscular junction development. The record is from RefSeq and is a predicted model, not a curated record. The transcript is spliced from 13 exons.